Lindgomyces ingoldianus is the source of this 570-nucleotide messenger RNA. RefSeq lists its product as uncharacterized. Bases 1 to 570 code for a protein of 189 amino acids. The transcript is spliced from 7 exons. NCBI's taxonomy places the organism in Eukaryota, Fungi, Ascomycota, Dothideomycetes, Pleosporales, Lindgomycetaceae. The record is from RefSeq and is a predicted model, not a curated record.
AUGUCGAUUGAACUUGAUGAGUAUCGAGAAAUGUAUUGUGGUACGCUCCCUAGCGACUCUAACGCAUCUCAUCCUACUGAAUGGCACCUGACUAUUGUGAGGUCUCUGCUGGAAUCUUUUGUUGGGGCCAGGGAGGCUGUCAACACCUAUGAUCGACGUCGCUGGUACCUCCUACCGACAUGGAUGCCUGGGCUUCGAAAUUCUACUCCAGGGCAUUUGUUGAAAUCUCCAUUUAAGAAUGGGAAGAGAGAGAGCGUAGCGAAAAAUCGUCUCACUGCAUCUGAUGAUCAGCCCUAUGAAGCUCUACUUAUACACCUCAGAAUGUGGUGGCACAAGCGAGACCAACCCAACCUUAAGUGCAACUUCAAUUAUAUUCAAUCCACAAAAAAUGGCUACCGAUAUUGCCUUCGCCAUAUCAAUCCCAGUUCAAUCCAAUCAUAUCGCAACCAAACCAUCAUGAACCAGAAACGCAAAAUCCUGCAAGUAAAGGCAAGGGGGAAUCUUAGCGAGUGCAUGCUACAAGAAAACGGAAAACCUGCCAAAACAGAAGUGCCCCCGAACCAGCCUUAG